Molecule: messenger RNA, 2776 nt
Organism: Physeter macrocephalus (sperm whale)
Lineage: Eukaryota; Metazoa; Chordata; Mammalia; Artiodactyla; Physeteridae
Gene: C1H21orf91
Product: chromosome 1 C21orf91 homolog
Exons: 5
Coding region: 118-1011 (297 amino acids)
Source: RefSeq, a predicted model, not a curated record
GCCGGCGCACGGCAGCCUUCUCCGCUGCGGCCGCCUGCGCUGCGGCCGGAAACAAUAGUGGAGGAACCUGGGCCGCGCGGAUCGGCUGCGGCGGCGCGCGAAGCCGGACGGGGCACUAUGAACGAAGAGGAGCAGUUUGUAAGCAUUGAUUUGAAUGAUGACAACAUCUGCAGUGUUUGUAAACUGGGAACAGACAAAGAAACACUCUCCUUCUGCCACGUUUGUUUUGAGCUAAAUAUUGAUGGAAUACCAAAAUCUAAUCUCCUGCACACCAAAUCAUUAAGGGGCCAUAAAGACUGCUUUGAAAAAUACCAUUUGAUUGCAAACCAGGAAUGUCCUCGAUCUAAGCUUUCAAAAAGUACUUAUGAAGAAGUUAAAACCAUUUUGAGUAAGAAGAUAAACUGGAUUGUACAAUAUGCACAAAAUAAGGAUCUGGAUUCAGAUUCCGAAUGUUCUAAAAAUCCUCAGCAUCACCUGUUUAAUUUCAGGCAUAAGCCAGAUAAAAAGUUACUCCCACAGUUUGACUCCCAAGUACCAAAGUAUUCUGCAAAGUGGAUAGAUGGAAAUGCAGGUGGCCUCUCAAACUGUACACAAAGAAUAUUGGAACAGAGGGAAAAUACGGACUUUGGGCUUGCUGUGUUACAAGAUUCAGGUGCCACUUUAUGCCACAAUAGUGAAUUGUGGCCUCAUAGUCACAACCAGGAACAGAAAAAAGAAGAGACAGUCUCUAAUCCAGAGGCUAAUGUCCAUACCCAGCAUCCACAUUACAGCAGAGAAGAAUUGAAUUCGAUGACUCUUGGUGAGGUAAAGCAACUGAAUGCAGAGCUCCGACAACAAAUACAGGAAGUUUUUGAAGAGUUAGCCCACCAAGUGCAAGAAAAAGAUUCUUUGGCCUCAGAGCUCCAUGUCCGCCACAUUGCCAUCGAACAGCUUCUCAAGAACUAUUCCAAGUUACCGUGUCUGCAAAUGGGACGAACGGGAAUGAAGUCACACCUACCCAUAAACAACUGAACUCAACUUACACGUCCUUCCUAUGGCCUGCCAUUUUUUUGGCCUGCCGGGCAUGCACACUUUGAAGAAGUUGAAGAAAGUUAUGGUCAAUUAUUUUAUGGUCAUUAAAUUUGCAAAACUUAAGGCAGUGUUUAACAUCUUUGUCAAAUAAAGCAGAUCAUUACACUCUAGUCUUCUAGGGUUAAUCAUUUUGGUUCAUUUGGGAAAUCUUUUUUCCCAUAAUUACUAAACAGCCCUCCCUAACUUUUACCACAUGUGACUACUUAAAUAUACUGUUAGAGUGUGACUUUGUUAAACAUGGUUUAAUGUAAUUCACCUGUCAGAACAACAGAAGGUUAACAAAGUUCUUAGGUUAGUCUAAACUACUAAAGAUAACAUUUAAGAGGUAAAUGGAAUUCAUAUCACCUCUUAUUUAUUGAGCAAUAUUUUAAUAUGAAAAUUUUAUAUAUAAAAAUAGUAUUUUAGGUACCUUUUCAUUCUGUUUAUAAAUGUGUAUUUGAAUGGCUCUGUAUAUUAUAUUUACACUUUCAUGUGUGAAUGUUACCCAUAUUUCGGAUCACUGCAUUUUAUUCUCUUAAUAAUGUUUUUACAGCUGUUAUCUUAUUUUCCAAAGAUAAAUGUAUUUUGGCAUAGAAAUCUAUCUAGUUGAAUUGUUUUGACUUCUAAUAACUUAUGAAAGAGGAAUUAAUAACUUUUUAAAGCAAGUAUACAGGAAAAUAAAAGACAUUAUUUUUUUCUAACAAAAACAGUUAUGAGUUCAAGAAGAAAAUGCUAAUCUAGUUUCUGUAUGUCAGCUUGUCUCCAGAGAAGUAAAAGCCUAUUCUACGUCAUUAUUACUUUCAUUCUAAUGACUUUGAUGUGUUAGAUUUGGACAGAAUUUAAGUCAAGUCUCACUUUCAAGUCAAAUGUAAUGUCUAUCUUCAAAUAUAAUAUGCCAUGAAAUUGUCCUAUCUUUGAAAAAAAUUAAAAUCAUUUUGUGUGCCACUUAAAAGUUCAAGAAUCCUUCAACUGUCCAAAUUCUAUUAUCAACAUCACUGAAAGUAGUGCCCAAAGAAAGCAUUUUCUAAACUUCAGAAUCUAAAGGAAAAAAGAAGAUUGCUAGUCACAGAAAAACAAUUCUAAUUCAAAAAAAGUCCAUUUUUAAGAGGAUACUCUUAUUGCCUAUCAUGUUUCCAAAGAGUUCCGAGCUAAUAGUUUGUCUCAAACAGCUAGAUAAGUUUUCAAAUAAUAUAGUAAAAGCUAUAACCAAUGCAGAAUUAAAAUGGGCUCCAAAUUCUGUUUUCAACUGGUACUUAGAAUGUAUUUAUGAGGUGAGAUCCUUUGCUUGAAAGAAUCCACAGAAAAGCCCAUUAACUUGGCAGUUUCACACAUAAAGAUAUGAAUAACUUCUGCCUUAAAUUUGGCAGCCUGCCCUGGUUUGGGUCAAAUUUUAGUCUUGAACACAAAGAGUAUUUGACUAAGCAAACAACACCUCAAUCUAGUAGAAAACAACUUUUUGUAACGCUAAAAUGUGUUAAAUUUGCCUGAGGAUAUCAAUUGAUAUCUCACUGAUUUUGUUUUCUUUGAAAUAUGACAUAACUGCUUUUCGGAGGGAGCUUUUGAAAGAUGAUGUUUUCAAUUUCUCUCAAUCCUUUGAGUCACCCAGAAUGAAUUUAAAAUCCACGGAGUGGGGAUGCAUCGCCUUAGUUUUGAUAAGCUUUAAUUGAAUGUGUACAAUAUCAAAAUCUCUAUAAAUUAUAAGUUGAAUAAAGACAUUUCCUGAUGA